AGAAGCUAGUAAUUCUGCUUCACCAGCGGGCGGCAGCCUCGCCUUGGCCGCCCGCCGGACCUCUACCCAUACCUUCACUCCGCCGCCACAAAUUAUUCUUCUUGCUCUUGAUCUUGUUGUUGCUGCGCUACAGUAGUUUCUAACAAAUUCCAUGGCAGAACUUCACCUUCAAGAUCAGAAAUUCCAUCUUGAACAACCCCAGGUCGGACCUCGCCGGCGAGACCGCCGCUGCUAUGGCCACCGCCUCCGUCUUGAAAACUAGUACUUUUUCCGUCACCGACGAUUUUCGCAGCGAACUCAGCGUUCCAGCGGAUGAUUUGGCAAACCUCGAAUGGCUUUCUCAUUUUGUGGAAGAUUCCUUCUCCGAAUAUUCUCUAGCCGGAAAAUUACCUGACAAAACCACCGGAAACCGGUCCGAACCGCUGGAAAUUGCAGUCCUGGCCAAGUCAUGUUUCACGACUCCGGUUCAGACCAAGGCAAGAAGCAAGCGGCUAAGAACCGGUUCACGAGUUUGGUCACUGGGCUCUCCUUCGCUGACCGAGACGACGUCGUCUUCUUCAUCGUCUUCGUCGACCUUGU
This is a messenger RNA of Camellia sinensis, 579 nucleotides long. Lineage: Eukaryota; Viridiplantae; Streptophyta; Magnoliopsida; Ericales; Theaceae. The record is from RefSeq and is a predicted model, not a curated record.